This is a messenger RNA of Acaulospora colombiana, 190 nucleotides long. NCBI's taxonomy places the organism in Eukaryota, Fungi, Glomeromycota, Glomeromycetes, Diversisporales, Acaulosporaceae. The record is from the annotation of a GenBank genome assembly.
UGCUUUCGUGAAUAUUAUAACGAUGUCAAAAAAAGCAAUUCGCAAUGGAAGCGCCCAGUACGACAACCAGAUACUUCAGAAUCAAUACGACGAUCAAUCAGAAGCGCAACUACCAUCACUUGGGCCAGUACGACAACCGAAUACCCCUGAUCAGUACGACAACCGAUCAGGAGCCCCCUAUGCUUUAUAA